CAUGCCCUUUUGUAUAAAUCAAGGAAAUCCCCAAAUGUAAGUAGUCAUCACCAAAAUGCUUUCCUACAUCCCUCAAAUUCUCCACCCAUUUCCAGGGUUCAACUUACCCUUUGCAUGCCAUAAUAGUCACAGCCAUUUGGACAGGUACCAUGAUUUGGUGUAUGCUAGUGCUCCAGAGGUCAAACAAGUAGACACAAAAGAAGGAUGCCAAAUACAAAUCUCGAAGGACUCUGGCGACUUUGAAUCUUACAAAAUACGACUUGCUGAACAUGGUGAAGAAUUCCAAUUGAAGAUCUCGUCAGAGGUCGAUGAGUUCGAGCGUAUAUUCACUAUAGAUUCCAGCAUGGCUGACAUGGAACUGAUAACUUGGAAGUUGUAUCGCGAGGAGGGAUUAUUGGUUAUCAAUAUCCCAAAGCAUAAGAAGGGAAAACACACCUUGAGAGCUGCCCAUAAAGAAAGCAAGAAGCAAAGACGACUUGAAAGAGAGUUGAAACGCAGAAGAAAAGAACAGAAAAGAUUGCGUGCAGCAAAGAAAUUAGCCAAGAGACAAAGAAAGCAGGAGCAGGAGCAGGAGGAUUAUAAUGAUAAUUCUUCAAGUGGGGUAGAUGAAGCCCACUUAUUGCAGCAUCAGUUCGAAGAGAGUUCAGAGCCAGAAACAUCCGAGACCUCUGAAUACGAGACUCCUUCCACCGACUCCGAGUGCGAUUCGCACCCAGAAUCACACUCGAGCUCUCCAACAAAGCCAACCCUUGAAGAAAUCGAGGACGAAGAAUUUGUCAUGUAUCAUAGAAUGAUUAAUCACGAAUUAUGAAUUUCGCUGUCGACCUAAUUUAUGUCUUUAUGAACUAAUCAAACGCUUUAACGACAAAAAUUGUAGAAAAUAGAUUAUCAAUUAAAGCAUUCGUCGGAAUUAUAUGUGAAUAUUCUGACAAGAUACGCCGGACGGCUGCAUCAAUCACAGUCCACUGAUGCCAACGUUCGUGGAUCUCAGAUUAGUCAAGAACCCUUGCUGGUCAAGAUCACUAAUCACUUGCACGUGAUGCGAGAUGAUUGCUUGUCUGAGAUGCACCAGAUCUACAUUUAUGCUGUGAAAAAGAAUUUGCCACCGACGAAGAUAGUUGCAAGCAGUCUUCAAAGAUGGCUCCGUCUCAGCAUGACAACUCAGUUAGAUCGGAUGACUCCGAUUCAUUUCAAGACGGUGGAGGCGGAUUUUUAGUGAAUGAUCCUGACCAUAAACC
Molecule: messenger RNA, 1238 nt
Organism: Suhomyces tanzawaensis NRRL Y-17324
Lineage: Eukaryota; Fungi; Ascomycota; Pichiomycetes; Serinales; Debaryomycetaceae
Exons: 1
Coding region: 56-811 (251 amino acids)
Source: RefSeq, a predicted model, not a curated record